AUGGAGAGGUCUGGUGUGGGCACAGCCCUGGCAUGGCCCUCUGGCUCCUCACCCUCUGCCAGCUCCAUGGCCAGCCCUGUGGAUGCGUCCCCAGCAGGCCGAGCCAGUGGGUUGGGUCCCCACCGGAGAAAGCGGACCACUUUCAGCAGAGGGCAGCUGCUGGAGCUGGAGCGGGCGUUUGCAGCACGGGCCUACCCCGACAUCGGCACCCGUGAGCGCCUGGCCCAGGUCACCCGCCUUCCUGAGGCCAAGAUACAGGUGUGGUUCCAGAACCGCCGUGCCAAGCGAAUCAAGAACAGGAAGCCAGGAGGUCUAAGCCCCAGGCCCGAACCCCCUCAGGGCUCCUGUUCUCUUCCAGACACCCUCCAGCAGCCCUGGGAGCCCCGAGCGCUGGGGCAGCCGCCACCCUCCCCUGGCACAUCUCAGCCUGCCUCAGUGUGUCGACAUGCUUCUUGUCCUGCUCCUAGCUUGGCUCCAGGGCAAGGCUGGGUGGUGGCUAAAGUCACAGCCCCAUGGGGAACGGCUGAGGCUUUAGGGGUCCACCCUUCCUUGGAGCGAGCUACUCCCCAGACCUCACUGGGCAGCCUGUCUGACCUCAUCUAUGCCUCGGCCAUUGUCACCAAUGUGGACCACUCCUAA
Molecule: messenger RNA, 639 nt
Organism: Lemur catta (Ring-tailed lemur)
Lineage: Eukaryota; Metazoa; Chordata; Mammalia; Primates; Lemuridae
Gene: SEBOX
Product: SEBOX homeobox
Exons: 3
Coding region: 1-639 (212 amino acids)
Molecular function (GO): DNA binding
Source: RefSeq, a predicted model, not a curated record